Molecule: messenger RNA, 2901 nt
Organism: Zygosaccharomyces rouxii
Lineage: Eukaryota; Fungi; Ascomycota; Saccharomycetes; Saccharomycetales; Saccharomycetaceae
Gene: DSS1
Product: exoribonuclease II
Exons: 1
Coding region: 1-2901 (966 amino acids)
Biological process (GO): mRNA catabolic process
Cellular component (GO): exosome (RNase complex); P-body
Molecular function (GO): 3'-5'-RNA exonuclease activity; RNA binding
Source: RefSeq, a predicted model, not a curated record
AUGGCGAUGAACAUAUACAUAUCAUUGCCAAACCGAUUAGCUUGCAGAGGCAUGUCUCAAAUAUUUGCUAGGAGGUUACAUUUGUCGCAGAGAUGUCUUCGGCAGGUUAAAAAGCCCAAGAGGGCUUCCCGUACCUCUAACAAAGAGUUUGGAGAUGCAUUCUCCAUCCCCAAUCGUGCUAUGUUGGAUCCACCAACUCCAUUGUCUCAGGAGGAUAUUGAUAGGAUCAAUUACAUGUUUUUAUCACGUACCAAAGAUUUGGAACCAGGUGUCGAGGUCAAGGAUUUAAAUCGUAUCAAGCAAGAAUUUUACUCGAGAUAUGGCGCUAGAUAUUUGAAUCCAUGUAAUUCUUGGUUCCAAAGGAGUGAACAGAAUAUACUGGGGAAAAGUUUUAGUCGAUCUUUGAUUAAUGCAGAUCCAGAAGCUCUAGGGAUCAAAAACAAGAGGUUCCUCAAGUUUGAUCCAAAAGAACUAAUGUCUAGACCUUUACAAAUUGGUGAUUUAGUUCUUUUGAAACACCAAUCGCCACAGUUAUGCAUGUGCAUAGACGUCCCAUCUUCAACUAGAGAUCCUAGGUACACGUUUACAACCGUUGACGGUACAAUUAUUUUUUCAACAAGGAAUAAGGUUCUCAUGCGAAUACCACAUCAUUUGCCCAAUGUUCCAUUAUUGAUGAAAGAAAUGAAACAUGGCUUCGAACCCGUUGGAUGUGUUAAGAACACAACUACAGAGACUUUCAUACUCCCAAUAGUACCACGUCAACAAAUCACAAGUCCAAUUUCUCAUCAAAUUUCUAAGAGAGCUUGGGAAGAAAUGCCCUUUACACUGAAGAAACUUGAGCUUUUACACAGACACUUGCAAGAUGCUCGUGGACCUUGGCAGGUUCCUUUUAUGAAUUUAGUCAGCAUGGUCGAAAAGUUGGACAUGCAGUUGGCUUCUGCCUCCAAUACAGGUGCCGCCUACGUGGAGGAUCUAAUUAGGACGUGCACUUUUGAACCCCAGGCAAAGUUAGAUUCUGCUAUUUUCUUAUCUGUUUAUUGUGCCAUUGAGAAUCAACAACAAUCCCAUCUUUGGGGUAACAUACAUUCCAGUAGAGCAUUAUUAUCACCAGUAUCAGUAACAGUAAUGCCACUGAGAUCUCAACAUUUGUACCAUAGAUCCGUCUUACAGAAUUUGAAGGUCCGGAAUUACGAAGCAGUCUCCAAAUUUGCUCGAUUGGUGGACACUGGUAAAUACAACGAAGCAAUAAUGGAAUAUCCUGAGAUCGUUAAACUUUUGCAAGAUUAUGCAGCCGGAAAUUUUUACAACGAUGCCACAGCGAUAUCGGUAGUAUCCAAAAUCUUCCGCAAGAUUCAACGCUUUCAAGAGGAAGACAUCACCAGAGACAUUUGUCACCAACUAUUGAAAGAGUUGGACUCCUCACAGACUACAAGGAAUCCCCUACACUACAAUUUAGAUCUAGGAUUACCUUCAUCUUCUUUAAGAUCUAGCUCGGAACAAGACAUUUACAAUCUAGCUCAUCCAGUCACUUUUGAGGGACAAGAUAAGAAUUUGAGACAUGAUUUUGGCGAUAUGAAAGUUUAUUGCAUUGAUUCAGAAACCGCUCAUGAGAUCGAUGAUGGUGUCUCUAUAGAAUCCCACAGUGAUGUUAAGCGAACUUUACACAUUCACAUUGCAGAUCCAGCCUCUUUCUUCCGUGAAUGCCAAGAGGGUACCCAUGGGAUUGAAAGUGAAAUCUUGCAGAUUGCAUUAAACAAAUCCUUUACCACCUAUUUGCCGGAUUUGAUGUCCCCUAUGUUACCGGGAAGUUACAGCAAAGCCGCCGAUCUAGGUAAACAAGGUCAGAAGGCUAAGACCAUAACUUUUUCGGUAGAUGGAUCUUGGAUCAAAAAUGGACAGUUCCAAUUACAACCAGAAUCAUUCAGAAUAAAAUUGGGAUUAGUUUCCAAUUUCCCUCAAGUCACCUAUAAUACUGUAGAUUCGAUGCUAGCGCAGGCAUCUGAGGUGAAAAAUGGAAGUGCUAAUCUGACAGACGAUCAAAGAAAUUUGAAAGAGUUGUACGCGAUUUCCCAAAAUUUACGUGCUAAUAGAAUAAACACCCAACAGGCUGUUGUUUUUGGUAGUGAGUUUAACAAAGGCCAAGUAGCCCUAUCCCCUGAUGAAAAUGGGGUUCUACAAAAAGUUUCAUUCAAGGAUCAAUUAGAAACGCCCUCCUCAGUUCUCGUUUCCGAAAUGAUGAUUUUAGCCAAUACUUUAUCAGGACAAUUCUUCAAGGAUAAUAAUCUACCCGGUGUGUUUAGAUGUUAUCAACCACUAGCAUUGGGCCCACAGGCCCAAAACGAGUACGAAUUAUUGAAAUCCAAGAUCAAAGAAGGCAAAUCACUUACAUUCAAAGAUAUCUGUAUGAUAUCUACCAUUCUAAACAGCAGUUUCUAUUCCAGUGAUGGUUAUCGACACGAAAUGAUAGGUGCCCCACACUAUUUGACUGUUACUUCACCGCUAAGGAGAUUCCCAGAUAUGAUAAACCAUUUACAAAUACAUAGGCUCCUGAAGGGUCUUCCGCUGUGCUUUAACAAAGACGACGUUGAUAGAUUUGUAUGGCAUAUCCAAUCACGCGACUCUAUUCUGAAGGAUGCAAGCCGUUGUUCCAAUACUUAUUGGACCCUCAAAUAUCUGAAGCAAUUGGUGGAAAAUGACAAAAACAAGAAAUUCAGUGUCAUGAUUAACUCUGUGCCACAAGUCGGUUUUGUCAGAUGCGUACUACCAGAUUAUUCAUCUGCGAGGGCGACACUAAAAUUAAAACCCAACGAAAUCUCACAUCCUGUCAUUGGUGACAUUAUAGAAAACUGUAGAAUUACAAAAAUCGAUGCUUUAGAGGGUCUAUUGGAAAUGGAAUUAUAA